Messenger RNA from Dimorphilus gyrociliatus, 947 nucleotides. Lineage: Eukaryota; Metazoa; Annelida; Polychaeta; Dinophilidae. The record is from the annotation of a GenBank genome assembly.
AAUGUUUAGCGGGACGUUCCGGUCAAUGUGAAAUAUUCAUCUUUAAACAUUUCUUGAUAAUUAUGUCUAUUAUCGACUCGCUGACUAAAGCACAGAGAGCACGCAACGAAGAGUGGCCAACUGAAAUAACGCUUUUUCAACCAUUUGAAAGUAUGUAAAAUUAAGAGGAGAUCAAAUACUUUUAGCCGAUUCCGCGAACACGCGCAGUAUUAAAUGUUUAUUACGCCUACAUCAACUAGAUUUUAAGGUAGAAUGUCGUAGAAAUGCUGAAUACAUGUCUCCAGAUGGAAUACCUUUCUUAAAAAUUGGAAAUACUUUCAUAUCCCAAUUUAUCAACAUAGUCGACUUUUUAACUAUAAAAGAAUGUAUAUUAUACGAUACUGCUUCUGACGAAGUGAAAUGUGACGUCAUUGCCCUGUGUUCCCUUCUUUUGAACGAAGUUACGAAAUGCGAGCUCUAUUUGACAUGGUUGGUCGAUGACGUUUUUUAUAAGGUUACAAGGCGUCGCUACGCAGGUCAUUUGUUCUUUGUUUUGAAGCAUUUAAUACCUUAUCAAAGACGAAAUCAAAUUCGUAAAGAGUUAGGAGAUUUUGCAUCAUACGACUUGAAAAAAGUCCUAUCAAUUUUAGAAUUAAAUCUAACUUGUAUAGCAGAAAUUUUACAAGAAAAUACCUUCGUAAUUGGUAAUGAUCCUACAGAAAUUGAUGCUUUAGUGUUUGGACACGUUUAUGCCCUUUUAACAACUGAUUUGCCUGGAAUUAAUGUUGUUCAAUACAUACCAGAAAAUUUGAAAAGAUUAUGCAAACGAAUGGAUGAUAUGUGUUUUAAAGGACAACAUCCAGUUUAAUAUAAUGUAUAUGCUAUUUAAUAAAAAAAAAGGAUUGAAAAUAAAAUAAUUAGUUCUAAAGUAUUAGACUUCUCUAUUACUAAAGAAUUGUAUGAAAGCU